CUUUCAGAAUCAAGCACGAUUUUCAAUCGAUGAAGCUCAAGAGGUGCUUUCAUGGAUUGAACAAGUCACAAAUGUACAAUUUCCAACUGAUCCUUUAACACUGCAGUCGGCACAAGACGUGGCUGAAGCACUCAAAGAUGGUGUUCAACUCUGCGAACUGAUGAAUGAUCCAAAUGCUUUACCGUACAAUCGAAACCCUAAAAUGCCAUUUCAUAAGGUUUGUGUUUAA
This is a messenger RNA of Anisakis simplex (herring worm), 229 nucleotides long. The record is from the annotation of a GenBank genome assembly. NCBI's taxonomy places the organism in Eukaryota, Metazoa, Nematoda, Chromadorea, Rhabditida, Anisakidae.